GGAUGCUGCGGCAGGUUCUGCACAGGGGCUUGAGGACGUGUUUCUCCCGGCUCGGCCACUUCAUUGCCAGUCACCCGGUCUUCUUCGCCUCGGCGCCUGUGCUCAUCUCCAUCCUGCUCGGCGCCAGCUUCAGCCGCUACCAGGUCGAGGAAAGCGUGGAGCACCUGCUGGCGCCCCAGCACAGCCUCGCCAAGAUCGAGCGCAACCUCGUCAACAGCCUCUUCCCGGUCAACCGCUCCAAGCACCGGCUCUACUCGGACUUGCAGACCCCUGGGCGCUACGGCCGGGUCAUCGUCACCUCUUUCCAAAAAGCCAACAUGCUGGACCAGCAUCACACUGACCUGAUCUUAAAGUUGCAUGCUGCUGUGACCAGAAUCCAGGUUCCAAGGCCUGGUUUUAAUUACACGUUCGCCCACAUAUGUAUCCUGAAUAACGAUAAGACUUGCAUCGUGGAUGACAUAGUGCAUGUCCUGGAGGAGCUAAAGAAUGCUCGGGCCACCAACCGGACCAAUUUUGCCAUCACAUACCCGAUCACUCACUUAAAGGAUGGGAGGGCAGUAUACAAUGGGCACCAGCUCGGGGGAGUCACCGUGCACAGCAAGGACCGGGUCAAAUCCGCCGAGGCCGUCCAGCUCACCUACUACCUGCAGUCAAUCAACUCUCUCAAUGACAUGGUGGCUGAGAGGUGGGAGUCCAGCUUCUGUGACACUGUCCGACUCUUCCAGAAAUCCAACAGCAAAGUCAAAAUGUACCCUUACACGUCCUCAUCCCUGAGGGAAGAUUUCCAGAAGACCAGCCGUGUGUCGGAACGGUAUCUGGUCACCAGCCUGAUCCUGGUGGUCACCAUGGCCAUCCUCUGCUGCUCUAUGCAGGACUGCGUCCGCAGCAAACCCUGGUUAGGCCUGCUUGGCUUGGUGACCAUAAGCCUGGCCACUCUCACCGCAGCCGGGAUCAUCAAUCUCACUGGUGGGAAAUACAAUUCCACUUUCCUGGGAGUCCCUUUCAUCAUGCUAGGUCAUGGAUUAUAUGGGACUUUUGAAAUGUUAUCCUCCUGGAGGAAAACUAGAGAAGACCAACAUGUUAAAGAGAGAACUGCAGCCGUCUAUGCAGACUCCAUGCUCUCCUUUUCUCUCACCACUGCCAUGUACCUGGUCACCUUUGGCAUAGGGGCCAGCCCUUUCACGAACAUUGAGGCAGCCAGGAUUUUCUGCUGCAAUUCCUGUAUUGCAAUCUUCUUCAACUACCUCUAUGUACUCUCGUUUUAUGGUUCCAGCCUGGUGUUCACUGGCUACAUAGAAAACAAUUACCAGCAUAGUAUCUUCUGUAGAAAAGUCCCAAAGCCCGAGGUAUUACAGGAGAAGCCGGCAUGGUACAGGUUUCUCCUGACAGCCAGAUUCAGUGAGGACACAACUGACGCUGAGGAAGCGAACACAUCCGAGAGUCACCUAUUGGUAUGUUUCCUCAAACGCUAUUACUGUGACUGGAUAACCAACACCUAUGUCAAGCCUUUUGUAGUUCUCUUUUACCUUAUUUAUAUUUCCUUUGCCUUAAUGGGCUAUCUGCAGGUCAGUGAAGGGUCAGACCUUAGUAACAUCGUAGCAACUGCGACGCAAACCAUUGAUUACACUACUGCCCAGCAAAAGCACUUUAGCAACUACAGCCCAGUGAUUGGGUUUUACAUAUAUGAGUCCAUAGAGUACUGGAACACUAGUGUCCAAGAGGACCUGCUCGAAUACACCAAGGGGUUUGUGCGGAUAUCCUGGUUUGAGAGCUAUUUAAAUUACCUUCGGAAACUCAAUGUGUCCACUGGCUUGCCUAAGAAAAAUUUCACAGACAUGUUAAGGAAUUCCUUCCUGAAAGCCCCCCAAUUUUCACAUUUUCAAGAGGACAUCAUCUUCUCUAAAAAGUACAACGAUGAGGUCGAUGUCGUGGCCUCCAGAAUGUUUUUGGUGGCCAAGACCAUGGAGACCAACAGAGAAGAACUAUAUGAUCUCCUGGAGACUCUGAGGAGACUUUCUGUCACCUCCAAGGUGAAGUUCAUCGUCUUCAAUCCAUCCUUUGUGUACAUGGAUCGAUAUGCCUCCUCUCUGGGAGCCCCCCUGCACAACUCCUGCAUCAGUGCUUUAUUCCUGCUCUUCUUCUCGGCAUUCCUGGUGGCAGAUUCUCUGAUUAAUGUCUGGAUCACUCUAACGGUUGUGUCCGUGGAGUUUGGAGUUAUAGGUUUCAUGACAUUAUGGAAAGUAGAACUGGACUGCAUUUCUGUGCUCUGCUUAAUUUAUGGAAUUAACUAUACAAUUGACAAUUGUGCUCCACUGUUAUCCACAUUUGUUCUGGGCAAGGAUUUCACAAGAACUAAAUGGGUGAAGAAUGCCCUGGAAGUGCAUGGGGUAGCUAUUUUACAGAGUUACCUCUGCUAUAUUGUUGGUCUGAUUCCUCUCGCAGCUGUGCCUUCAAAUCUGACCUGUACACUGUUCAGGUGCUUGUUUUUAAUAGCAUUUGUCACCUUCUUUCACUGCUUUGCCAUUUUACCUGUGAUACUGACUUUCCUGCCACCCUCUAAGAAAAAAAGGAAAGAGAAGAAAAAUCCUGAAAACCGGGAGGAAAUUGAGUGUGUAGAAAUGGUGGAUAUUGAUAGUACCCGAGUGGUUGACCAAAUUACAACAGUGUGAUAGUGUUUUCACCCUAGGUCUUAUCAAAAGCAAGGAGAUUAUGUUAAUGAAAUAAU
This is a messenger RNA of Chrysochloris asiatica (Cape golden mole), 2725 nucleotides long. It is a transcript of the gene PTCHD1, whose product is annotated as patched domain containing 1. NCBI's taxonomy places the organism in Eukaryota, Metazoa, Chordata, Mammalia, Afrosoricida, Chrysochloridae. The record is from RefSeq and is a predicted model, not a curated record. The coding region runs from base 3 to 2669 and encodes 888 amino acids. Gene Ontology annotation, biological process: chemical synaptic transmission; cognition. The transcript has 3 exons. Gene Ontology annotation, cellular component: plasma membrane; synapse.